CGGCGCCUGAGGCCGGCGGUGAGGCGGGGGCCGCGCUCCCGGUGAGGGCUGAGGGGCCGCGGGGCCGCGCCCGCCCCGGGCUCCCUCCAGCGGCGCCCGGGUCCCGCCGCCCGUGUCCGUGCCGCAUUGCGGGCCCCCCCUUCGCAUCCGCCGCGGAGACCCCUUCCGCUGCGCCGCUCUCACCCCCGGGGCCGGGCCGCCCCCCCCCAUCCCCCGGUGCAAUGAGCUUCUUCGGGUUCGGGCAGAGCGCGGAGCUGGAGCUGGUGCUGAGCGACGGCGAGAGCCGGCGGCGGGUGGAGCACAAGACGGAGGAAGGGAAGAAGGAGAAGUAUUUCCUCUUCUACGACGGGGAGACGGUGUCCGGGCGGGUGGUUCUCACCCUGAAGCACCCCAACAAGCGGCUGGAGCACCAGGGCAUCAAAGUGGAGUUCAUCGGGCAGAUCGAACUCUACUAUGACCGAGGGAACCACCACGAGUUCGUGUCCCUGGUGAAAGACCUGGCCCGUCCUGGUGAAUUCACUCAGUCACAGACGUUUGACUUCGAGUUCACCCAUGUGGAAAAGCCUUACGAGUCCUACACGGGGCAGAACGUGAAGUUACGGUAUUUCCUCCGCGCGACCGUCAGCCGCAGGCUGAACGACGUGGUGAAGGAGAUGGACAUCGUUGUGCACACCCUGAGCACCUACCCCGAGCUCAACUCCUCCAUCAAGAUGGAGGUGGGGAUUGAGGAUUGCCUACACAUUGAGUUUGAGUACAACAAGUCCAAGUAUCAUUUAAAAGAUGUGAUCGUUGGCAAGAUCUACUUCCUGCUGGUGCGAAUCAAGAUCAAGCACAUGGAGAUAGAUAUCAUCAAGAGAGAAACAACAGGGACCGGCCCCAACGUCUACCAUGAGAAUGACACAAUAGCCAAAUACGAGAUCAUGGAUGGGGCACCUGUGAGAGGGGAGUCCAUUCCCAUCAGGCUCUUCCUGGCUGGCUACGAGCUGACUCCAACCAUGAGGGACAUCAAUAAGAAGUUCUCGGUGCGUUAUUACCUCAACCUGGUGCUGAUCGAUGAGGAAGAGAGACGCUACUUCAAACAGCAGGAGGUGGUGCUCUGGCGGAAAGGAGACAUCGUGAGGAAGAGCAUGUCCCACCAAGCAGCCAUCGCCUCCCAGCGGUUUGAGGGCACCUCCUCGCACCCCGAGGCCAAGACCCCCAGCCAGCCUGCAGAGAACAACGGCCGGCAGUGAGGGGCCAUGCAGAGGAUGCUGCUGUGGAGCCAGAGGGACAGCAGCAGCAGCAGGAGGAGGAGGACAAAACACUUGAGAGACUUUGUGAAAACAAAUACCCGUUUUUGACUUAAUUCCUUUCUUCAAAGGACUCGCAGGGUGGGAAGGGACGGGAGGGCAAAGCGAGCUGCGGCACUGGCGCUGCGGAGCUGAAGGUACCUCAGUGCUUCCCAAUCAACGACAUUCCUCUGGGAUCGGCUGCUUUGAGGCGUGUGUCCGGAGGCUGUGGAGCCACCUGAUCUCUCUGCCCCGAGACCCUUUUGGUGUGGCAGUGGGGAGGGAGAGAGCAAGUGAAGGCCACAUGUGCUGCUGCUUCCCAGCGGGGUGGAGGUUGCUCUGGGGCUGUGGAGGAUGGAUGUUUUCUUGCCUUUCUGAAACCUUCCCGAGGGAAAAGGACACAGGGAUUAGCUGGAAGGUAGAGGAGGGACUCAGAGCCUGAGGUGUGGCCUACUUGAAAUGCUGAGCGUUAUCCCCUCGCUGCCUGCUCUUCCUUUCCAUGCUGGAUUCCUUGUCACAAACAGCUGUACCGUGUCUCUGGCUCAGCCGCAGCGAGCAGGCUGCAGUGUCCCUGCUGUCGUGGCAAGGGGGAGCUGUGCCUGCCAGGAGGGAGCGAGGCACGAGGAUGCAGGAGGAGGUGGCACAGGUUGGGCAGAGCUGUGAGGGUCCCAGUGCUGCUGGGUGGGCAGGAGGUGGGGGCAGAAGGCUCCUGGCCAAGAGCAGUGCCUUCCUAGUGUUGUCCCAGCACCUGCAUGCGUGCCCCUCUCUGGUUGCUGCUGCAGAGCAGGGGCCGACCAGCCUGGAGAGCUCCAGAGGAUGCUUUUGGGAGGUGAGACAUCAGUGGGGGGCUCUCUUGGGGGUGGGCUUACACUGCACACGCUGUCCUGCUCGUUCCUGUGUCCUUGUGGCAGAGCAGACUUUGUAGCAGGGCCAGACAGGGCAGUGUAGAAACACGUGUGUAUUGUUGUAUUUGAUUCCUCACGCCGGUGGGAGGAGGAUUAGGAAGGACAAAGUGGAUGAAAUGGUUUUAAGAAGCUUAUGGCCUCUGUGUGCUGCUAGAUGAAGCCAGGCAGCAACUGGAAGGAUGGUAGAGCUCUGUGAUUGCAGAGACACGUUCCUAAGGUCUGAGCUGAGGGUCUGAGGGUAGUGCUGUGAACUGAGAACCCGAAUGUGGGCUUUUCCUUCCCUGAAUUAAGCCUUUCCUAGUCUUCAGCUAAGUGAAAUCAUGAGAACAUUCCCAGAAGGGAGUCAUUCCUCCGUUACCAAUUAGAUGUGGCUUUGUAGACUUGAUGGAGUCUGAAGAAUAUCCACCCUGUUUAGAUGCCCUUUGAGGAAGCAGGGGGCUAGACCUCCUACCCGAUGGAGAGAGAGAAGCCUGCAGGAAAUGCUGGGAUAUGAGCUCUAUCAGGUGGGAUUUGUCUGGAUUUCCCUGUGAGUCGGUGGCUCACUAGGGUUUUGUGCAGCUUCCUUUUGGCUGGAAUGUCUUCUCCCUCUCAGUGUAGAGCCUUGCAGCUGGGAUGUGGAAGUAUCUUGUGCUUUGCUGAGUGGAGCAGUGCUGGUGGAGGCAGCGGGGCCUGGGGGGGAAGGGGAGCUUUUUAUGUACUAAGACAGCUGCUGUAUUCCAGUGAUAAAUGUGUGUUUCUGCUUGCCAAAGUAAGUUAUCUUUUACUCACCACGUGUAAGGCUGUGGUUGUUAGUAGAGCUGGACAGCCUCGUGCUGUUGUCGAGGACACUACUGAGCUCAUCUCUGCCCAAUGCUGUGUCUCACCAUGUUCUGCUCUAACACGAAGACGUGGCUUGCUUUCUGCACUGGAGAGCUCUGUGCCGUGGCUGGAGCUGGGUCUCCUUGGGGCUGAAGCAAAAGCUGACUUCAGACAAGUGCCCUGUGCCAGGGCAGGGGGUGGGAAUCUGCUGCAGGCCUCAGUGGCAAAGGAAUCUGGAUUUACUCCUUACUCUCCCUCUCUGUGCAGGGGGACCUGUGCUGUGGCAAUACACAACCUAUUAGGGACUAGCGAAGCUCCUGUUGGGAGCCUUUGGGGAUAGCAGACUAUCCUUCCAUGGCUUAGCUGAGCACAGCAGCACCCUAACCCCCUCUAGCUUCCCCUCAGCUCCCAUCCCACCUGGAAUUCCUCUGCUUGCCCAUUCCUCAUGCUCGUAGGCCAUGUGGUGUUAAAGAAACCCCGUGGGUGAAGGUGUCUCUGCAUUCCAGGAGUGUUUUGUGUACUGGCUGAGCAGCAGCAGUUCUGGAUGUGGGAUAACUGACAAGGCACAGAUGGGAGAGUUCUGUUCCACAUCUGCUCACCGCUUCGGGAGGGUUAACUUGGAAAAGGUGCAUGAGUUGAGUUGUUUGGGUUGGUUUUCCCUACUCCGUGCCCCUCUCCCAUGUCCCUCCUUGUGGAACCAGAACAUAGAAAUGAUUCCCAGUUUUACUUCAUCUAAUGGACCAUUGAACCUGUUGCCCACUAGGCCCUGUGUUUGUCUGGGGUGGAGCAGAUGCGCUGAGCCUCUCCAGAGAGAAGCUGAAGCAUAAGGUCACUCCAGGUAGUAGAGAAGAGCAUUUCCUUAGCACGGUAAGGGGCAGACACCGCUGGAGCAGUCGUGUCCCCUGAGGUUCUGUUGAGUACUUGGCUCAUUCCCUCUCCCCCAGGCAGGUUGGAGCAGGGGCAGUGUGCAAGUACUCCGACCAAGCAGUGCAACCUGUAAUUAAGCCUCUGCUGUGUUUACAUGUUUCUUAAUUCGUCAUCUUUUCAAUGGCUGUAUUUUCAAACUUGGGUUUUUUUUGUCUCUCCGAUUAAAAAGAGCCAGCCCUGGCUGUCAAUGCUGUGCACGA
Molecule: messenger RNA, 4098 nt
Organism: Strigops habroptila (Kakapo)
Lineage: Eukaryota; Metazoa; Chordata; Aves; Psittaciformes; Psittacidae
Gene: VPS26B
Product: VPS26, retromer complex component B
Exons: 6
Coding region: 222-1232 (336 amino acids)
Biological process (GO): retrograde transport, endosome to Golgi; intracellular protein transport
Cellular component (GO): endosome; retromer complex
Source: RefSeq, a predicted model, not a curated record